Sebastes umbrosus (honeycomb rockfish) is the source of this 1364-nucleotide messenger RNA. RefSeq names its product polycomb group RING finger protein 3. The transcript is spliced from 10 exons. Gene Ontology annotation, biological process: regulation of transcription by RNA polymerase II. The coding region runs from base 299 to 1048 and encodes 249 amino acids. The record is from RefSeq and is a predicted model, not a curated record. Lineage: Eukaryota; Metazoa; Chordata; Actinopteri; Perciformes; Sebastidae. Gene Ontology annotation, cellular component: PRC1 complex.
CUCUCAGUUCAUGUAGACCUACCGACAUGAGCUUUGAACUUUUCUGGAACCUGAACCUUACCUUGACACUGCCCCUUUACCUGGACCUGGACCUGGACCCACCUGCUUACCUGUAUCUGAAGAAUCAGAAUCACAAAUACUUUAUUGAUCCCCGGGGGAAAAGCUGCCAGCAUGUAAGCCUUUAUACAACUCCACAUUUGCAGGCUCCAAUGAGAGGCUCUCCAUGAUGAGGAGCUAACACUGUCGGCCGCACAACCGCAGGAAGAGACGUGGCUGCUGCACCAUCCACAGUCGACGCAUGGCGGUAUUAGGGAACCCCGACAUGCUGACGAGGAAGAUAAAGCUGUGUCACAUCAACGCCCACAUCACAUGUCGUCUGUGUGAUGGCUACCUGAUCGACGCCACCACCGUCACCGAGUGCUUACACACCUUCUGUAGAAGCUGCCUAGUGAAGUAUCUGGAGGAAAACAACACGUGCCCCACGUGUAGGAUUGUUAUUCAUCAGAGCCAUCCACUGCAGUACAUCGGCCAUGACAGAACAAUGCAAGACAUUGUCUACAAGUUGGUACCGGGACUUCAAGAGGCGGAGAUAAAAAAGCAGCGGGAGUUCUAUCAGAAGUUGGGGAUGGAGGUUCCUGGAGACAUUAAAGGAGAGCUCUGCAACAUGAAGACUCAUCUAGAUCAACGUAAUGGUGACGCAAAAUCAGAGGAGACGGCCAAUAAGGAGGCAGGAGAGGAGAAACCAGAAGAGGACAACGACUAUCACCGUAGCGACGAGCAGGUCAGCAUCUGCUUGGAGUGCAACAGCAGCAAGCUACGAGGUCUGAAGCGCAAGUGGAUCCGCUGUUCAGCACAAGCCACAGUCCUCCACCUCAAGAAGUUCAUCGCCAAAAAGCUUAACCUGACAUCAUUUAAUGAGCUGGACAUUUUAUGCAACGAGGAAAUCUUGGGAAAGGACCACACUUUGAAAUUUGUUGUUGUGACAAGAUGGAGAUUUAAGAAAUCCCCCCUCCUGCUCCAUUACAGACCCAAGAUGGAUCUGCUGUAGCUAAAACGGACACAACGGUUGUUUUUUUUGUUUUUUGUUUUGGCCCAGUGGCCGCAGACUGUGCCGAAACCUUUUUUAUUUAUGCAAAGACGAUCAACCAACACCAAGCAAACACCCGACGACGGUAAAAGUCAACACAAGCCAGCAAAUCGGGAUCUAAAGAGGGGGAGGGCGGGGACGACUACAAGAAAAACUGGCAACCUCCAGCACAGAUACGGCAACACUGGCGUGUUUUUAGGAACUAAAACAACCUUUUUUUUGUCCGCUACAUCCUAGAUAUGUGAACAAAACAAAAAAGAAAAAAAAAACUAAUGGA